Exophiala aquamarina CBS 119918 is the source of this 1410-nucleotide messenger RNA. RefSeq lists its product as uncharacterized. The transcript has a single exon. Lineage: Eukaryota; Fungi; Ascomycota; Eurotiomycetes; Chaetothyriales; Herpotrichiellaceae. The record is from RefSeq and is a predicted model, not a curated record. Bases 1 to 1410 code for a protein of 469 amino acids.
AUGUCUUCUCUCGCCUUCGCCAAUAUGUGGCGGACCGACCUUAUUCGACAAGGUGUCUUAAGCCAGGUCCAGCAGGAUGAUCUUCGAACUCUGCGACUCGUCGGUAAAGAUUUUGCCAGGAAUGUCGCUCCGGUUCUGUUCAGAUCCAUCACAGUCCACUUCAGUACCACUACCUUUACGCGCAGGGCGCGAAUGUCUGCACUGGAUCGCAUUGGUAUUCAUGUUCGAGAGCUAGUGUUCAGCAUGCCGCAUCACGUGGACACCUUCCUCCACCCUCUUCUCAUACCUGGUACUUUGGAAGAGGUCAAGUUUAUCUACGAGCCACGUCUAAGCAUGUCGCGACCGGCUUCGUCCUCCAGCUCGACCACUUCCUCCUGUUACUCUAGCUGCUCAUCCACUUCCUCUUCUAAGUAUGGGUCUUGGGAGAUGAAUGACUUACUGGUUAAACAUUAUCCACCUCUUUUUCACGCCGCCACAGAUGUCGACUCCUUUUUCAGAGCCUUUAUUGCAAUGCCAAACCUUCGUCACCUACAUAUCUCAUGCCCGGGCCAGCCCUCUGGUCAGAGAUAUAGGAGAGACAUUGUUGACUAUGCUUUGGUCUCACUGCGGUUGGCCAUUGAGACGACCAAUCCAACUCAACUCGAGUCCCUCGAGCUUGCACCGAUACACCCUGGAGCAAUGCUCCACUUGAGACCUCAGACGAGCAUUGGCUCGUCGCCUGCUUCCACUCGCGUGUGGAAACGUAUCAAAACGCUCCGUAUCGAGAUGGACUCCUUUGAAUAUGGUCGUGAUCAACCUUCAGACCACCUGAAGAUUCUUCACAGCUAUUUGGGCUCGCUACGAAGCCUGGAGAACUUAAAAUUCCAAUGGCAGGGGGCGAAAGGUCCCUGUCCCCUCUCUCUCCACAUCGAACCUUGUACAUCACGUCCAACUUCACUUGACUGUUCCAAUGCCUGUCCAGACUCAAGCACUAAAUCUGCCUUCAGACCGCUCAAGUUUCGUCUCCUGAAGACCAUGCAUCUCACCAAUGCCAGUCUCGAUGCGGACCAAGCAUCCGCCUUCAUUAUGUCCCACCGAAAAGUGCUGCAUGAGUUUGAGUUUGAGAAGUGCCAUUUGAGGUCCGGCACUUGGGAUGAUGCAUUGGCGCCAUUGACGUCCCGCAUCCCAAAGACAGCUGCUUGGAAGGGUCAGAAGCUGGAACAAGAAGAGGUCAUGAAUGUCCCGAUCAUGCUCAGUCCUGUCGAUGAGAAGACUGAGCUGAUCGACUGUGUUCAUGAGCCAUUGUGGGACGAUGUCUUCCGGAAAAGUCGACAUUUGCAAGCUCUCCGAAAAGUGAGCUCGCGCACCAAGGAUAUGGUACCUCAGCAAGUCAAGAAGCUUCUGCGCUCGGCAAGGGUCGCCUGGCAUUGA